UCUCUCGACGAAGAACAUUCGGGAUUUUCAAGACGGCGGCAGACGGUCAGUUAACGAUCUUUCCCGACGGCUCUCAUAGGGCGAGUAAAGAGUGUCCUGUUUUUUUGUCUUUUGUUUUAUUUUGUUUUUGUUGCAUUUAAUCUGUCCUGAUGUCCGGUGAAGUGGAGGCGAGCACGGAGGAGCAGCAGGAGAUGCAGGACACUGUUGUAAGUCCAGAAAAGGCUGAAGAAGUCAAACUGAAGGCCCGAUACCCCCAUCUCGGGACCAGGCCCGGGGGGUCUGAUCUUUUGCGAAAAAGACUCCAAAAAGGGCAGCAAAAAUACUUCGACUCGGGCGACUAUAACAUGGCCAAAGCCAAGAUGAAGAACAAGCAGCUCCCGACAGCAGCGGCGGAGAAGACGGAGAUCACUGGAGACCACAUCCCCACCCCUCAGGACCUGCCCCAGCGCAAACAGUCCCUGGUGGCCAGCAAACUCGCCGUCUGAUGCCAUUCCUGCCCUCUCCACUGUGUUCCCUCAGCCUCAAGUGUUUUUUGUCUUUCUUUUGCUGUCUUUUCUUACUGUCUUUAUCUUCUGCCUGUAGAACCGCUCCCAAUAUAUACAUGUACUGUUGUUACCAUCACACUCGGAUCUACCCCAAAACAGUCUGAUGUAUUGAUGCUAAGGUUCAAACACAGAAAUCAUGGGAGAUCAGUAUUAUUUUAGGGUUUUCCAUCACUUUUUGAUCUUCUUUGUUCUGUGCUCGUCUUGAAAUAAGAUCUGCAUGAAUAGAAAACAUGGACUGGACUUGAAAUAAUCACAUCCACCUCUUCUGCCACAACUGUGCCUCUUUGAAGAAGCAAAAGGCCUCGUAGACGUCAGCUGAUUUGAGUUGAAGAAACUCCAUGCCCUCUUGAAGUUCGUUGGUUGAGAUUUGCUGUUUGGCUCCUACUUGUGAAUUAUAAAAAUGACCUGAAAACUGUCUGUUUCUGUCGGGUGGUGUGUGUUCGCUCACACUGUGGAGUGUGUUGAGCUCUUCGCUGGUUUCUCUAGAUAGUGUUGGCAGAACACCGGAGCUGUACAAACGUUUACUGUCACAACUGUGCCACUUGUUUUGUAAAUAAACGAAGUUUUGCACAUGU
This is a messenger RNA of Carassius auratus (goldfish), 1120 nucleotides long. RefSeq names its product cAMP-regulated phosphoprotein 19b (gene arpp19b). Gene Ontology annotation, molecular function: protein phosphatase inhibitor activity. The transcript is spliced from 3 exons. The record is from RefSeq and is a predicted model, not a curated record. Lineage: Eukaryota; Metazoa; Chordata; Actinopteri; Cypriniformes; Cyprinidae. Gene Ontology annotation, cellular component: cytoplasm. The coding region runs from base 150 to 485 and encodes 111 amino acids.